GGCUGGGCUUUGAGAGCCCGGGCUCGAGAGCCUUCGCCGGAUGGUUCCUCUCGCCUCUGGCUCGCGCCCCCCCCAGCUGGGAGGAAGAGGAGGAGGAGGAGGAAGAAGAAGAAAAGGAGGAGAAGCCCAGGGCUUCGUUUCCGACUCGGGCGAGGAAUUUGGCUGCAAGGUCACCGCUCCUUUCGCCCGCGUUGCUGCUGCUGCUGCUGAGAGACUGGCUUGUAAGUAAGAAGAAUCAGUAGCUGCACCUCAGCCGGUGUGAGUGCAUUCUGAGAAGAAUUCAGAAUUCAGACCAUCGCCACGUGAAGCUGAGUGUAGCUACUCAUCGCACUCCCAUGGGGACUGUCCCUGAUCCCCUGAGAUCUGCCAAGCUUGCAUUGAUUCCAGCCUCUGAAGAAGAAAACGGCCUAGAAGAGCUUAAAUCCCCAAAACACCAGCAGAAGCAAGCAAGCAUAGAGAGAAGUAGUAAUGGAUAUCCUUUCAGUGCCAAGGUGCAGCCAGCUGGAGAGCACUCAUUUGACAUGAACCAUGGGACAGAAGCCAGCAUGCCAAGGGGUGAGCAUCACUGUGGGUGUGACAUUAGCAAAUCACCCGUAUUUUCUCCUGGGUCCUCCAGCCUCUCCAAAGAAGACCGUCUAGCAGCAGCAGAACCAGUAAAAAACUCUAGACAGGAAGGAAACAAUGGCUGUAAUGCAAAAAAACAGGCCUUAACGGAUAGUCAUAUUUUGAUGAACACUGCAAUCAAGGAUCCUAGUGCCCAGGAGGAUUGUAAAAUUGUGCAGAGUGGUACCGGAGGGCCACUUUGUAGCCAAGUUGAUGAUAAGACAAUUCCUUCCUCUGGAGGAGUUGGUGGUGUAAUGGAGAAUAAAACCCAUAAUAACAAUUCUUCUUUGCUUCCCACUCCUCAAGGUGCCCAGCAAGUAGCUCCUACAGCAAAGGAAACUGUGACUGGAAGCAGUGAUCUUGAGAAAACUCAAGUACCACCGUUGGCAAAAGAAAUGGGACUCGUAUCCGAUCAUGGUCUAAAGGCUAACGUUUGCUUAGAUGCAGAAUUGAGGGAUACAAAGAACGCAAGUUCCUAUCCCAGUGUUAGAACUGUGCAGGAGCCUCUCCCCAAAUCAAACCUUGAGCGUUCUCCCCAGACUUUGUCCCACAAUGAGACUGCAGAGGAGGUCUUGCCAGAGGUCUUGAAAUUCAAAGACACCGGUACAAUGACAGUGCAGCCUGAAAGCAGGCCAGCGGAGGGGGAGACAAUAAGCAGGAGCCUCCAAGAUGCAGAGGUCCAGGCAGUGGCCAGUGUGGAAAGCAGAUCGGCUUCCACCAGUCCGAGUAUCUUAGCUGCAUUCCUAAGAGAAAACAUGCCUUCUGAGGCAAAGCAGAAGCAAGAGCAGUUGCACAUUAUUUAUAGAGGUGCCAGCGGGAAAGAGCACUCAGAAAUCAUGGAUAACCUUGCGGUACUUGGCCAAACAGCUCCGUCCACUGGCAUCCUGCCCAAAGUGCGUAUUCAGGCACCAGCUGGAGCGGAGAAAUGGUCGGGAGCGCAGGCUGUCACACUUCAAGUUGACCUAGCAGGAAAGCAGGAUGCAGCCUGCUUGUCUUUGCUAGACAACUCAGAGCAUCCGUGCCCAGCAGCAUCUGGCAGUACUCAAGAAAUAUCGGUCAAGGGGAUGGAAGUACAAAUAGCAGAUGGGGCUAGAAGCCCUGGCAGCAUUGCCCAGCAACUGUUGGACCCUUCAGCUUUGCAGAACACAAAACCUGUUUGCCAAAUUUCUGCCCAUGCAAGUGAUCAGCCUGUGGUUCCCCCACAGCCUGCAAACCUUGAGACUAAGCUACCUCCAUGUUCUGCUCUCUCGGAAAUCAGUAGUAAGCAUCAGAACCUUGGCCCCUCUGCUACAGAAAAUCAGCUGGCCCCUUUAUCGUGUCCCAGAGUAUUAGAAUUGGCCAAACCUCUAGUCACCAAUGCUACUGAAAGUAAUCAGCAGAACCAGCCGCAGAUCAAGACUCUUGGUGAUGUUGAGAUGGGCCCAACUGGUUUCCACGUGGGUGCAAAAUCAAAAACAGAAGGGACAGUUAUCCAUUUUGGUCCUAAGGAACAGAAGAUGAAUGCUAUAGGAGUUCCUGCUGGGCCCCAAACCGUGGGUGUUCCAGUCACAUUACAGACAGGUCAGGAUAUAUCUCCAGGCGAUAACCGAGAGGUGGAAGCCUUACCUGGUCAGAAAUUGGCUGCUGGGAGACCAGAAUCUGAGUUGAGUAGCAAUUCUGCCCUUGGUCUGCUAGCUAAAAUCGGCGCGAAGGGGAAAGAAUCAAAACUUGCUGUACCAGCAGCGGGUUCUUCCGUCCAACCUGUGCCAAGCCCCUGUAAGAAGAAGAAAGAAAUUAAGCCUGUCCCGUUCACUAAAGGGCACGUGAAGCAGUCCAAGCACGUCAGGGAUGUUGUGUGGGACGAGCAAGGCAUGACCUGGGAGGUGUACGGAGCAUCUCUUGACCCAGAAUCCUUGGGGGUUGCUAUCCAGAACCACCUGCAGAGGCAGAUCAGAGAACAUGAAAAACUCAUUAAAGCCCAAAGCGCCCAGACCCGUAAAUCCAUUUCUUCAGAUACAUCCUCAAAUAAAAAACUUAAAGGGAGGCAGCACAACGUUUUCCGAUCCAUGUUGCAGAAUUUUCGGCGCCCGAAUUGUUGUGUUCGCCCUACGGCUUCUUCUGUGUUAGACUGAAAAAGGUGGGGAGGUGGGGGAGAGGGGAGGCGAUGUACAUCUUUGUCUAGCCAUCUGUAUAUGUGCACACAAGACAACCCUAGAAUAUAAGACUUGAAGCUCAGCUUUGUUGUGUGAGAUUCCGAUACAGCAAUGGGAGGAAGCGUUUUAUUCCCAAUAAGUCGUCACCUCCUAUCUUUCUAAUGUUUUUGCAAAGGGUACAUACUUCUUUUAUGUUUCCGCAGACGUCCCUGACCCCUGUCAGCUGCCAGGUAAAAAUAGGCAAUGAAGCACAACUUAAAAAUGACCAGCUUACGACAACCAUCUGUGACAAUUUGAGAUGUGGAAGAAAGAGAGGACAAAAAGGCCCUUUAAAAAAUAUAUAUAUAUUGUUAUGUGACUAUAAUGAAAACUUCAACAGUUAUAUGGUCAUGUAGCAAAUAUUCCAAAACUUAUGAAAAUAUACGUGUAUGUGAAUAUGUAUAUAUAUAUAUCUGUUCAUAUGUAUGUAUGUUAUAUAAUCUUAUGGGCAUAUAUAAGAUACAUACAUUUUAUUCAUAUAUAAAAAUUUCUGAGUUGGAUUGAUAUGGAAAGAGAAUUCUCUUUCCCCGCCCCCCUUAAAUUUAAAAACUUUUGGAGAUACCUUUAAAGAGAUGCAAGAGGAGACAUGAUUGCAAGCUUUAUUUGUUCUAACAGAAUAUAACUUAAAGUGCAAGGUUCAUCCAGAGGAAGAAUUUCAGAGAAAGUUCACCCCUCUGCCUCAUUCCUUAAAGGGAUCUGGAAUUCUUCUGCCAAUACACAGUUGUGUUGUUCCAAAAGCCCUCUCUCUCUUUCUAUAGGUCUUUGGAAGCCUCUGGCAGGCCUGGCACCAUAGAAGUGCUUAGAACUGGAUCACGAGGGACUUGGAAUUUAAAGCUCCAGAUUUCAAUGGGUGUCAAAUUUCCUUUCAAGAAUCUUUGGACUCCUGUGUGAGAUUUCGACUGUUAUUUGUUCUUUAAUGCACUUCGUUUUGUUUCAGCGAGUAGUCUUUUUUUAAUGCUUUCCUUUUGAAGAAUUUCUUCCAUAUUAUGUAGUAGUGGAAGCAUAUGGAAAUGUAGAGGGGAUUAAGAAUAUCAUGUAGCCUUUCAUGUACGCAUACAUAAAUUUUCAGCCUAUAAGAAGGAAGCGGCAGAAGUGUGCCUAAGGCAAACGCUUCUUGUGCUGAAGUCCUGCUGGUUGCCCAUCUUGGCUAAGAAAAAAAUAAUAAUCAUAUGGGUAGAAACAUGUUAAAACCACUGUACUGAGAUUCAUGAAGCCAUUGAUUAAAUAUCAUGCAGAGCA
This is a messenger RNA of Pogona vitticeps (central bearded dragon), 4013 nucleotides long. It is a transcript of the gene GPRIN3, whose product is annotated as GPRIN family member 3. Gene Ontology annotation, cellular component: plasma membrane. Gene Ontology annotation, biological process: neuron projection development. The record is from RefSeq and is a predicted model, not a curated record. NCBI's taxonomy places the organism in Eukaryota, Metazoa, Chordata, Lepidosauria, Squamata, Agamidae.